AUCCGGGCGUUCCAUAUGGAACAGGCUCAUGGUGUACCGGCGCCAACUUGUAAUGCGUGCGGGAAAAAAUUCGCGUUUCCCAAUCAGAUUCAUUCGUUCCACCCGAAGAUAUGACGGACUACACCAUCGUCGAGGAGGGUAGCAGGCGAAAGUACAGCUGCAACAAAUGCGGUACCUUACUCAGUACUCUAGACAGUAUGAGGAUGCACAUAGUGGCCGGACAUUUCAACAUUAUGACCUUUAAAUGCCCCCUCUGCGACGCGAGGUUCAAGCAUAAAGGCACUAAAACACAGCAUCUUGCAAAGAAACAUGGUAUGGAAGAAAUUACAGUAGCCGGGUCUAAAAUUAUCCGAGAAGCGCAAAAGUGUACCUGCGAGAUAUGUAAGAAAGAAUUUCCCAGUAGAAGCUGUCUCACCAGGCAUAUACCCACUCAUAAACUCUUCAAUUGCCCGGACUGUUCUGUUGUCUCCACUAAAGAUGAGAUAGCAAUACAUAGAUCAGAAGUGCAUGGAAUUAAUAUUCCAACAUGCGGAGUUUGCGGUUACAAGAACAGCAAAGAAUGGAGAGUGAUCACCCAUCAAAGGAAAGUCCAUUUGAAAGAGAAAAAUUUGUCGUGUCCGCACUGUGAAGCGACGUUUUUUGAUGUACACCAGCUGAAGAAACAUCUCGUAAGGCAUAAUCCUUUAAGGAUUUUCGAGUGUUCAUUCUGUAGGAAGAAAUUUCCGAGGUUGAACACUUUAAGGCAACAUGAAAAGAUACACACUGGAGACAAGAGGAAAGUGUGUAAUAUAUGUAAUGAAAGAUUUGUGCAGAAAGCGAGUUUGAAUUAUCACAUGACGAAACAUCAUCCUGAAGCAUGCUAAAGGCAAUAAGAAAGGCUACUGUAAUUUAGUUUCGUAGUACAUAUUAGUAUUUAUAAUAUAAA
Molecule: messenger RNA, 925 nt
Organism: Achroia grisella
Lineage: Eukaryota; Metazoa; Arthropoda; Insecta; Lepidoptera; Pyralidae
Product: zinc finger protein 287-like
Exons: 2
Coding region: 111-863 (250 amino acids)
Biological process (GO): regulation of transcription by RNA polymerase II
Cellular component (GO): nucleus
Molecular function (GO): RNA polymerase II transcription regulatory region sequence-specific DNA binding; DNA-binding transcription factor activity, RNA polymerase II-specific
Source: RefSeq, a predicted model, not a curated record